This is a messenger RNA of Ogataea philodendri, 2118 nucleotides long. RefSeq lists its product as uncharacterized. The coding region runs from base 1 to 2118 and encodes 705 amino acids. Gene Ontology annotation, molecular function: glucan endo-1,3-beta-D-glucosidase activity; endo-1,3(4)-beta-glucanase activity. The transcript has a single exon. Lineage: Eukaryota; Fungi; Ascomycota; Pichiomycetes; Pichiales; Pichiaceae. Gene Ontology annotation, cellular component: cell surface. The record is from RefSeq and is a predicted model, not a curated record.
AUGGCCCCUGCUAUUCCCCCACGAGACUACCAGACCAAUUCCGGGGACCUUUUCGGCCCGAUCGCCACAGACGCGCCUGCUGUUCCUCAGGGCUCGACUCACCCGGUUCCCCUGCCGAGAUUCUACAAACAGGACAAACCGAUCCAAACAAACAACUUCUACGGCAACUUCCUCGUGGAGGAACAAACACUGCCCGUGUGGACCCAUCCGUACAGCGUUUGGUAUUCUAAGGACCCCGAUUUUGUUGGGCUUGGAAUCUCGCACACGGCAAACUCCCAGAAAGUGUUUGGAGAAGACCCCAAUUCCAACCCUGUCAAGUACUUCUUCAACCCUGUUGGCAUUUGUUCGUUGCUGUUGAGCGCGCAGCAGUUCCAGCAGGGCCACGAGCUGCUGGUGGGCGAGUGCGAGCGGUUCAGCUGCGGACUCAAGUUCAACUCGGCCGGCGGCUCGAUGUCCACCAAAGUUGUGCAAGGAAUGGGGUUUGUCACUGGAGUGUACGAGAACCUUGCUCCGUUGAUCAAGAGCAAAGUCGGGAUCCAGAAUCUGGAGCAGAGACAGUUCAGUAACAUGCGCAAGUACGUGGCCACGCUUUUUGACCAGAACAGAUGGGUGAUCUACUCCACUGGUGACCUGCAACUGAGAGACCAGAACACGAUUGUUGGUAACAGUGCUGGAUUGGUGCAGAUUGCCAAGUUAGGCGGCGACGAGCAACCGUACGACGCGGCUGCUGGAGCAUAUGUCGUCAACAUGACGCUGUCUGGGUCGGUGAAUGAGACAACCAAGUACUGUUUCAACUAUGAGCUGGCUGGAACUUCUUCAAGCGGGAAGACCAUCCAAUGGGCAUUGCCGCAUCAGUACGAGGCGUUUGACCAACAAACAGCGUCAGAACAUGUCAACAUGGUGCUCGACUCUACCUGUAAGGGCCAGAUGAGAGCGUUUCUCACACGGCAAUUUGUUGUGGUGGAACAGCUUCCACCAAAGGAGAUCCAGUUUGCUCCGUGGUCCCAGCUGCACGGAUCCACGAGCUACUCGGCCGAAAAACUGGACCGCAUUCGUCAGAUCGCCAACGAGGAGAUUGCCUCGUUUGACGUGGUUAACGCGUCCAACACGGAUUCCAUGUACACGGCCGGUAAGAUCCUCGACAAGGGGGCCUACAUGUUGUAUGUUGCUGCGUUCAUUUUACGGGAUGAGCAGCUGGCCAAAACACAGCUGGACAAGAUGAAGCAGGCGUUUGGCAGGUUCAUUAGCAACCAACAGCAGGCACCGCUCGUUUACGAGACUAAAUGGAAAGGUAUAGUUUCCACUGGCGGGUUGCAAGACGGCAACUUCUACGUUGAUUUCGGUAAUUGUUUCUACAACGACCACCAUUUCCACUACGGCUACCACAUCCACGCAGCCGCGUUGGUGGCUCUGGCAGACAAAACGUACGGCGACGGCUCGUUCUUGCAAGGAUCCAAGAAAUGGAUAGAGAGUCUGAUCAGAGACGUUGCCAAUCCAAGCACGAGGGAUCCGUAUUUCCCUGUUUUGCGGUCGUUUGACUUUUUCAACGGGCACAGUUUUGCCAACGGGCUGUUUGCUCACGGUGACGGCAAGGACGAGGAGAGCAGCAGCGAAGACUACCACUGCUACUACGGAAUCAAGCUUUGGGGAAUUGUCACGGGAAACGCGCAGCUGGAGAACCUGGCGUCACUGAUUCUUGCUGUGGAGAAACGUGCAAUGAACAUGUACAUGCUGUAUCGGUCAGAUAAUACGGUGAUUCCGCCAAACUUCAAGGCCAAUAAGGUUUCUGGCAUUUUAUUCGAGAACAAGAUCGACCAUGCCACCUAUUUUGGUAUGAACAAGGAGUACAUCCACGGGAUCCACAUGCUUCCAAUCACACCAAUAUCGUCGUUCAUUAGAAACCCGCAGUUUGUCCAGGAAGAGUGGAACGAGCAGCUUGGCUCUGUGGUUGCAAACUUGGACGACGGUUGGAAGGGCAUUCUGAUGCUAAACCUGGCCUUGUUUGACCCAAAAUCGUCGUACGAGUUCUUCUCGAACCCCAAUUUCCAGUACAAAUGGCUCGACAACGGCAUGUCGCGCGUUUGGGCCACAGCUUUCAGUGCAGGAAUUGGUGGUUAA